GGCCGGCGAGAGCGCGCGUGUGAUGCGCUGCCGAUGAUGGCCGGCGCUCGGGCGCUCGUGGCCGCCUGCUGCUGCUGGUGGUGGCUGACCAUCGCAGCCGCCACCGAGCUGGACCUGCUGGGUGCGUUGUCGCUGCAGAAUACGACCCGCGCCGGCGUCUCGCCCGCGCCAGGAAUGCAACCCGCGCGCACCGCUUACACCCUGCAAGGGGAGUCCCGGUCGCUGCAAGUGGAGGGCGGGGCCUUCGAGCGCGCGGCCGAGCUGCUGCGGCGCUCGCCAGAAUUCUCUGUGUUGGCCGCGCUGCGCCAGGACCCCGCCAACUCCGGGACGAUACUCUCCUUCUCACACGGAUACAACAGAUACUUGGAGGUGCAGUCGAGCGGUCGUCGCGACGAGGUCCGACUGCACUAUGUGGCGGCGGGCAGCGGCGGCGGCGCGAGAGUGGAGACAUUCCCGUUCAGGCUAGCUGAUGGCGCGUGGCACAGGCUAGCGCUAGCCGUGUCCGGUGCGCAGGCGACGCUCCUAGUUGACUGUCACCCGCUGUAUCGCCGGCUCAUCCCGCCACCUGAUCGCAACUUCACGCAGCCACAGCUGACGCUAUGGGUCGGACAACGGAACAGCAAACAUUCUUUGUUCAAGGGCACGUUGCAAGACGUGCGGCUGGUGAGCGGACCACACGGCUACCUGUCCCAAUGCCCAGGGCUGGACUCGGAGUGUCCCACCUGUGGGCAGUUCGCGCUACUCCAGGCCACUGUCCAGGAGCUCACCACGCACAUCCAUGACUUAUCGCUCAAGUUGGUUGGCACAGAAGCGCGGCUGGCGCGGCUGGAGCAGUGCGACUGUCAGAAGUCGUGCUACUCUAACGGCACGGUGCACGCCGACGGCGCCACCUGGCAACGAGACUGCAAUCGCUGCUCCUGCGUGCACGGUGAAAUCACGUGCAGGCCAGUCGAGUGCGAUAGAGCAGAAUGCAAGAACCCAGUGCUACAUCCGGGAGAAUGCUGCCCUACAUGCUUACGGCAAUGUCUUCUAAAAGGCACUCUAUACGAGCACGGCGAUCGGUUUGCGCCGAAGGAGUGUGCAGAGUGCGUGUGCCAUGACGGGAACAUGCAGUGUACUCGUGUCGACCCCGACACCGCCUGCCCGCCGCUGCCGUGCGACGAGCCCGACCAGUUCACCGUGCCGGGGGAGUGCUGCAAGUUCUGUCCCGGUGUGGACUACUGCAGCAUGGGCCACUCGUGUGACGAGAACGCGACCUGUAUGAACCUUAACACCAAGUACACCUGCAAGUGUAACCAGGGCUUCCACGGAGAUGGCAUCUCAUGUCAAGACGUAGACGAGUGUCAGCAAGCCGGCGGGCUGUACGGGCACCACUGCCACUCCAACACGCGGUGCGUCAACGUCGUCGGUGGGUACGUGUGCCAGUGCCUGCCCGGGUACGCGCGCCGGGACAAAUUCAACUGUGUUGAGGUGGACGAGUGCGCGAGUGACUCGCAUGGGUGUCACGCGUUCGCGGAGUGCAGCAACACGCCCGGCUCGUACACCUGCCGCUGUCGGGACGGAUACACCGGCGACGGGUAUACCUGCACACCGAUCUGCACGGGCGGCUGCCUGAACGGCGGCGUGUGCGCGGCCCCCGAGCAGUGCGCGUGCGCGGCGGGCUUCGCGGGCGCGCGCUGCGAGCGCGACGUGGACGAGUGCUCGGCCGCGCGCCCCGCGCCCGCCGCCUGCCGCCCGCGGGCCUCCUGCGUCAACACGCCCGGCUCCUUCUACUGCGUCUGCAAGGAGGGGUACACCAGAGACCCGCAUCAAGAUCACUGCCAAGACAUAGACGAGUGCGCGGAGGGGUUCCACACGUGCCACCCGAGCGCACGCUGCGUCAACAUCGACGGCGGCUUCCGCUGCGAGUGCGACGCGCAGCCCUGCGAGCUUAGUUGUUCGUGGCGCGGCCAGAUAGUCUCUGAUGGCGCGCGCUGGGCCGAGGACGGAGGCUGCCGCGUGUGUUCAUGCGCCGCUGGAGUGGCCAGCUGCCGCCGCGCCGCCUGCGUCUGUGAUAUUACCGACAAUUCUACCGCGCUCCCCGUGAGCGUGGAUGCGUCCCUGUCGCUGGCGCCGAGCUCAUGCUGCCCCCAUUGCGACGCGCGAUACCACUGCCGCCACCAGGAGAUGCAUCACGUCACCUUCCGUUCCGGCGAGCGCUGGCUCUACCAGUGCCAGAUCUGCGAGUGCCUCCUGGGUGAGGUGGACUGCUGGGAGCCAGAGUGCGAGGAAGCUGCGGGCGGGUGCUGCAUGGGCACGGGCGCGGAGGCGGGAGCGGGGGCGGCAGGCGGCACCGCGCGGCUGCAGCUGCCCGGCUGCGCGCCGCCGCACUGUCGCGCCUGCCAGGGCGGGCAGUGUGCUACUUUGGUGAGCAAUCUCGCGUGUUGUGUGCAUCGAGCGCGGUCGCCGCUGCCGGCGCUGGCGCUGCUGCUGCUGUGGGCGUGGCGCCGCGCGCGGCCGCAGCAGCACCGCAAGCACCGCGGCGCGCGGCGCUAGAGCCGCCCUGAGCGCGCGCGCGAGCCGCCUAUUUAUUCUAGAUAGAUCUAAUGUUAACCAAUUGCGGCGGGCGCGGACCGCCUCGACGCCUUAACUUAGCGAGACGCGCGCCCGCCCGCGGCGCCCGACCCGCAUGUGAUACUGUAUAUACGGCAGCGGGCCGCCAUCCUGUCGAUUAUAUCAAAGUAUUUUAUCUUCGUUAUAGCAAUAUUAUAGUGUUAUCGAGUAGCUAGGAUCAUAGAACGGUGUGCCGCAAUCUCGAUCGAGUGAUGCCUUCUAUUAUAAUAAAUGGGUGCAUGUAGCGAGUGUGCGCAGAUCCGGCGCCCGAAACGCAGCGGGGGCGCUUGCGUGAUUUGUUACGAUGUGAUUCGUAAUGAAACAUCACUAAUAUAAGCGUCCGACAAACGAGUAAGCAAUAAAUCUGUAAGUUUGUAGAGUCAUUUAGAUUAGAGGUGUUGCAUUACAUAUUGGAUUAGACCGCACAAGACUAGCCACUGCGAAUUUGAGCGCGAGGCCCUCGGCGCAGAGUGUAUGAGUGCGGGUGGGAGGCGAGUGAGUGUGCGGGUGUAUGCGGGUCGAGUAGGAGCGUGCGGAGUGUGUAGGAGCGUGUAGGAGUGUGCGGGAGUGUGUAGGAGUGUGCGGGAGUGUGUACGAGUGUGCGGGAGUGUGUAGGAGUGUGCGAGUGCAGGUGUGUGGGAGUGCGGGCGUCGCUCGCGUCACCUUCACACCCACAACUAUAAUCUUCGAAUUCUAAAAUUAAGCAAUACGUCGAUCGCUUCAAAUUAUUAAUACUAGACUUAUUAACGGUACUAUUUAGCUAUUGUUGUGAAUAUGAUGUAUAGUGGAGCGGCGCUACGGCGCGGAGGGGCGGGGUGUGGGCGGCGGCCGGGCGGGGGGGCUAGUGCGGGGAACGAGUGUCCCGGGACACGGAACCGUGACCCCGUGACCCCGAGACACGCGUGCUUGAAGUGGACCUCGGGCCUGACCUAGGUCAUGGCGGCUCCACGCGGACCCCGCUAAAGUUACGCUAGUAGCGCCGGCCGCUGCCCACGCUCGCGCUUGUUGUACGAAAUUUUUCAUAAUAUAUUAUAGUUUUUUUGUUUGUCUAUAUAGAAAAUGUUUUCAUGUAUAAUUUCAAAGUAACCAAAAAUAGGUACCAAAUAUAGAAAGAUGAUAAUUAUGAUUGUUUCUUAAUUUUCAUAAAGCAUUUUGAUGCUUGCAUGUUGUAUUGUGUUCAAAAAAUUACAAUUAAAAAGAUUAUCCUUGA
This is a messenger RNA of Pectinophora gossypiella (pink bollworm), 3802 nucleotides long. RefSeq names its product protein kinase C-binding protein NELL1-like. The coding region runs from base 34 to 2535 and encodes 833 amino acids. Lineage: Eukaryota; Metazoa; Arthropoda; Insecta; Lepidoptera; Gelechiidae. The record is from RefSeq and is a predicted model, not a curated record. The transcript is spliced from 18 exons. Gene Ontology annotation, molecular function: calcium ion binding; protein binding.